GAACCGACUCGGAGCCGUUGAGACACUCGGAGCUCCGCUUUCCGUUUUCCGCUCGGCUCCCGCCCCGCUCCGCCAUCACACACACAAAAAAGCGGACUGAAUAGAGAGAGAAAAAAGAAAUGGAGAUGCUGGUGUCGGACAGAAGCGAAUUAAACGAAUGACACCAACGUAAUGAGCAGAAGUGACGAGGAUGGGAGCUGGAGCGGAGGGAAGCCGGGCGCUCUGAAGCGGUUCAGCCGUUUUUCAUUGAGGAUCAGCUGAUGGUGUCUCCUUAGCUACGGCCAGCGCCGCUUUUAGUCCGAAAAAACGCCAAUAUAUCCAGCUGCCAGUUUCUAUUCGGGCCACGAACGGCAUCAAAUGACGAGAAUCCAUGGCUCUCCCUUCAAAAGUGGCUAGUCGGUGCUGAGUGAAGACGGAGAAAAGGAAGAAAGGACCAGAUUUUUGCUCGCCAGGCCGAAGCGUUAGCUAGCAUUAGCUAGCUACGGUGGAGCCUGUAAACCACGGCGCUGGCCAUGCCGUCGAGUGUGCGGGCAGGGAGUUUGAAGGACCCGGAGGUGGCUGAGCUCUUCUACAGGGAGGACCCGGAGAAGCUCUUCACUGACCUGCGCGAGAUCGGCCAUGGCAGCUUCGGAGCCGUCUACUUCGCCCACGACAUCCGCACCAAUGAGGUGGUGGCUAUUAAGAAGAUGUCCUACAGUGGCAAGCAGUCUAACGAGAAGUGGCAGGAUAUUAUCAAAGAGGUGAAGUUCCUCCAGAAGCUGCGGCACCCCAACACUGUGGAGUACAGAGGCUGCUACUUGAAAGAGCACACAGCAUGGCUGGUGAUGGAGUAUUGUUUGGGUUCAGCCUCAGAUCUGCUAGAAGUGCACAAGAAGCCGCUGCAGGAAGUGGAAAUUGCUGCGAUCAUCCACGGUGCACUGCAGGGCCUGGUGUACCUCCACUCUCACAACAUGAUUCACAGGGACGUGAAGGCUGGAAAUAUCUUGCUGACGGAGCCGGGCCAGGUCAAACUGGGAGACUUUGGCUCUGCUUCCAUCGUCGCCCCCGCCAACUCGUUUGUAGGCACACCCUACUGGAUGGCUCCAGAGGUGAUCUUGGCUAUGGAUGAGGGCCAAUAUGACGGGAAAGUGGACGUGUGGUCACUCGGCAUCACCUGUAUAGAGCUGGCGGAAAGAAAGCCUCCCUUGUUCAACAUGAAUGCUAUGAGUGCCUUAUACCACAUCGCCCAGAACGAAAGCCCAGUCCUGCAGUCUAAUCACUGGUCGGAUUAUUUCCGUAACUUUGUGGACUCCUGUCUGCAGAAGAUUGCCCAGGACAGACCUACCUCUGACGUGCUGCUGAAGCAUCAUUUCCUGUGUCGGGAGCGUCCGCUGACCGUGGUGAUGGAUCUGAUCGCGCGCACUAAAGAUGCCGUGCGAGAGCUGGACAACCUUCAGUACCGCAAAAUGAAGAAGAUCCUCUUCCAGGAAACGCACAAUGGCCCUGCCGCCGAGGGCGCAGAGGAGGAGGAGGACGUGGAGCAGUACAUGCUGCGGACGGGGACGGUGAACAGCAUGGAAAGCUCCCAUUCUCUGCCCUCCAUGUCCAUCAGCGCCAGCUCCCAGAGCUCCUCUGUGAAUAGCCUGGCCGACGGCUCGGACGACAGCGGGGAGAUGGCCAUGAUGCAGGAGGGCGAACACACGGUCACCUCCAACAGCUCCGUACUGCACAAACCCCUGAGCCAUGACAACAUCUACGAUGACCCUUACCAGCCGGAGGUCGACUCUCAGCAGCAAGGCCCGUCUGGUGGAGGUGGCGGCCGCCGGCGCCGCGGCAGAGAUCACUUUGCCACCAUCCGGACGGCCUCGCUGGUGACGCGUCAGAUCCAGGAGCACGAGCAGGGUUCGGCGCUGCGGGAGCAGAUGUCUGGCUACAAGCGCAUGAGGCGGCAGCACCAGAAGCAGCUGAUGGCGCUGGAGAACAAGCUGAAGGCCGAGAUGGAUGAACACCAGCUGCGGCUGGACAAGGAGCUGGAGACGCAGAGGAACAACUUCGCCAGCGAGAGCGACAAGCUUGGAAAGAAGCACCAGGCUGUGCUGGAGAAAGAGACUAAGGGUUCUUCAACAGAGGAGAAGAAGUUCCAGCAGCACAUCCUGACCCAGCAGAAGAAGGAGCUCACCACCCUGCUGGACUCUCAGAAGCGUCAGUAUAGGCAGCGCAAAGAGCAGCUGAAGGAGGAGCUGAAUGAAAACCAGUCCACGCCGAAACGGGAGAAACAGGAGUGGCUGGUGCAGCAGAAGGAGUGUCUGCAGCAGAUCCAGGCAGAGGAGGAGGCAGGACUGCUGAGGCGCCAGAGGCAGUACUACGAGCUGCAGUGCCGCCAGUACAAGAGGAAGAUGCUGCUGGCCCGACACAACCUGGAGCAAGACUUGCUUAGAGAGGAACUGAACAAGAAGCAGACGCUGAAGGACCUGGAGUGUGCCAUGCUGCUGCGGCACCACGAGUCCACGCAGGAGCUGGAGUUCCGGCAGCUGGGCCUCGUGCAGCGCACUCGCGCUGACCUGAUCCGCACACAGCACCAGAGCGAGCUCACCAACCAGAUGGAGUACAACAAGCGGCGCGAGCAGGAGCUCCGCCAGAAGCACGCCAUGGAGGUCCGCCAGCAGCCCAAGAGCCUGAGAGUGAGUGAGACUGACGGCACAGAGCCUGCAGGGGAGGGACCUGAUGGUGUGGGGGCGGGGCCUCUACGGGAAGAGGCGGAGGAGGAGGUGGUGGUGGAUGAGAGUGGGUGGGACGGGGAUGAAAGAGUGAUGUAUGGAGAGUCCGCUCUAUCUGUGGAAGAGUCCAUGGCGGAAGACAGGGGUGACGAAGUUGACGGAAGUCAGAAAAGCAGCUUGAGUGAAGGGAGCGAUGCUGUGAGUAGAGAAGAUGAAGGAAGCCAUGUACAGGUGUUAACUGACGAGGGCAGGGAGAAAGAGGAUGAGGGAGAAAUGCUAGAAAUCGCCAAAGAGGAAAACGUAGACGAACUGAGCGAGAAGGUAAGCGGCAAAGAAUGGCAGGAGGACGAAAGUAAAGAAGGCGAAGACGAUCAGAGGCAGCUACGUGGGCUACGGUGGGACGAUGAGGACGAUUCAGGUAGCGAGACAGAGAUGGAGACCGAGGAGGAGAGGGAAGAGGGCAGGGGCGUGGCAGACGGCUGUCCGUCAGAGCUGAUCUCCGCCCCCUCUCUUGAGCACCGGCCUCACGUGCGUGAACGGGAAGUGGACGAGCUGUCUGAAUUUUACUUCCCCGACACUCUAGAGGAACUCGAGCCCCCUCCCAUUCUCCCUGUGCCCUCGCCAUCCUCUUCUCAGCCUUCCCUCCCUUCUCUUUUCUCCCACGCCAUCUGCCUUGUCCUCUCGCUCUCUGCGGCGGCUCAGCCGUCCGUGCCUACUCUCCUCGCCCUUUCUGUCUUUCUCCUCUCCCUCCGCCGCUCCCCGCCACUUCCUUCCCUCGCUUCAGUCCUCCUCUCAGCCGAACUUGCCUUCUUGGCCCUCUUCUUCUCUUACCUCUUCCUGCGUUCCCUCUGUUCCCUCUCUUUAACCACAUACUUAUCACUCACACUCUGGGCUUCAGGGCUGUUCAGCCUGGGCCUGUCGCUCAGCCUGGGUCUCUAUUACGUCCCAGUGGCCCUGAUCUCAGCCUUCUUCCUCAGUUCCCCUUCGCUGUUCCUCUCCCUCUACCUGGUAGUGGUGUUGGUGGUGCGGCCGGCCCGCGUGUUCCUCCAAGAUGCCCCGCGCAAGCUCCGGCGCCUGUGGGUACGGCUGCUCUUCCGCCUGCCCAAGCCCCUCUUCACCCUGUGCCAGUCGCUGCUGGGUGGCCUGGCCGAGCGCAGCCUCUACGAUAUGUUCCCCAAAGCUGGGCGCAACUGGGGCGGCAGACGCUCCAAGAUCCCGGUGCCCAUCAAGAGCCUCCCGGCCGAGUUUCAAGCCCAGAGCUUGGGCGCCGCCCUGCUGGCCCGGUGCCUGCUCUGGGCCCGGCGGUUCGUCCGCCGUCCCAUAGGGGUUUUGGCUGAUUUGGCCAACUCGGUGGUGCUUAGCCUAGCUAGCCGAGUGCUGAAAGAGCUUCCUCCACGUUAUCUGACCAAGCUGAGGGCUUUCGGGCUCUUGCGUGAGGAGAAGCCAAGCAAGCUGCCCCGGCUCCUGCCUCAAGCGGUGAGGGAGCAGAGGCGGAGGAUGCGGGAGAGGAGAGAGAGGGAGCGGCGGAGGAGAGAGGAGAGGGUGAGGGUGUACAGGGAGGACGGGAGGUGGGAGAGUGGGCUGAGGAGGACAGCUUCAGGGAGAAGCUUGAGGGGGAAGAUAGUGCCAUGGAGAUAGACGGAAACCAGUCAGAGUGAUGCGGAGAGCGUGAAACAGGUGGGCGAUAUGACGAUGAUAUUGUCAUUGCGAUUAGCUUUUCUGACGAUAUCUUGGGUACCUGGACAACUGCGUGUUCCAUUUAAAAGAGGUUUUGAUAAGGCUCCCAAAGGGUGCCGCUGUGUAAAGUAUUAUUUGGACGGGAUUAGUUUUACAUGGUUGGGUAAAGUACUGUAAGCACAUGGUGUCCGUAAUGUUGAUGACCAAUUAGGACUGGAUAAGAAGACUUGGUAUAAAUCACAGAGAUGGGAUUACUCGAUCUAUGCAUGGUGUUAUGGUAUUAUGCACACCAAAAAAGUCUCAUAUGUAAUACUUCCAGCUUCUUACAAGUAGAAAACAAGUAGAAAACAUGUCUAAACAUUUAAUCGUCAUAAUUUCAUUACCUGUAACCAUCUGCCUACCUGCCUUAAGUGACUGUAAUGUGUCAUUAGCGUCAUCUUUAGCUUGGUAAGUUACAGCGGUCAGUCAGCAUCACUGUGUGAGAUCAAAUGCUUUACUCUUAUGUUUUAAUAUUCUGGUUCAUACACUUUUAGGUAGAACAAUAUUUAUUGGCUUGAUUUGGGUAACAGAGAAUACACGUCAGUGCUUCUCUAAGUGCCUCCUUACUUCAGAAAAACUGUAAAAACAGGAAGUGAUGAAAUAUUUACUGAUAAACAGAAUUAAUGUAACCUGGGGUUAUUUCAGCAGAUGGUUUUAUUGCAUGGGAUUAAUAUAAUAUGGGUUAUUUUUUCAACGGUCUGUUUUGUAGUACACUCUUAAACUGGUUCUAUAUAGAACCAUGAACACUUAAAUAACCGUUUGCAUGAUUAAAGGGUUCUUUGCAUUGUGAAAAGAGUUCACAUUGAUGGAGAAUGUGCUGUAGAUGGUUCUAUAUAGAACCUUUUUGAAAAGGAUUGUGUGUAGCACCAAAAAGGGUUUUCCUACUGUUACACUCUUAAAAAAAAGAUGGUUCUUCAAGGGUUCUUUUGUAAGGAAAAUAGUUCUUUAUAGAACCAUGAACACUCGAAUAAUGUGCUGUAGAUGGUUCUGUGAAGAACCUUUAUGGAAUUGUUCUAUGUAGCCCCAAAAAGGGCUCUUCUAUUUACGAUGUCAAGCUUGUAACAAUAGAAGAACCCUUUUUGGUGCUAUGUAGAUCCCUUUGUAGACCAUCUAUAGCACAUUCAUGCACAUUUUCAUCAAACUGAGGAACUCUUUCAAGAUGCAAAGAACUGUUUAAUCAUGCAAAGGGUCUAUGAGUGUUCAAGGUUCUAUAUAGAACCAUUUUCUGUACUGAAGAACCCUUGAAGAACCAUCUUUUUAAGAGUGUAGGUGAAAGCUCCUGGAGUUCAGAGGUCACAGUACUUAAAAAUGACAUGUGGAGAAAGGCUGGUAGAAACUGCUUUACCCCCAUCAUGAAAAGCCAGUCCUGUCCGAAUAGCACCGACGGCUCUGCCCCGUCGUUGGGAGACGCAGUCUGCGUGUUUUUGACAGCGUGUUUUAAAUGCGAUGGUCUUUUUCACCUGAUCAGACCUCAGAAAAGCUACUUAUCGAGAUACACAUCACGUAUUGUGAAAGUCUAUCAUAUGUUUCUGCCACCUGUACUGUGAAAGAAAGAAGUUGCCAGAGUGCGUGUUGUCCGUGUGGGUGUGCACUUUCAUUUCCAUCCAUUUCAUCCAUUCAUCUUUUCCUACAUUCUUUUUUUUCUUCUUUUUCUCCUCCCAAAUCCACUCCUUGGGACCACUCCCUCUUCCCAUCCCAGUCCCAAAACACAAAGCGUGGCACACCCUGACUGAAUCUCCACUCCACUUUAUUCACCUAUUUUCUGUCCAAACUCGCAUAUUCACUGUUUUUCCUCCAGUGAAUAUGAAGUAUUAGUCAAGAUGUGCUUUUUGUAAAAGUUUUAUUAUUUUUGCCAUUGAAUUGUUUUUUUUUUUUGUUUGUUUUUUUUGUUUGUUUUCUUAAUUAAUAAGAGUAAUGUCUUAUGGUUGUUGUUUCAUGACCAUGUUUGUGCAAUCUUUUGUUCUGUUUGGUUUUUCUUUCUCCAUUUUGUGUUUGUGUGUGUUUUGAGGAAGUCUUACGAUUCAGAGAAGCAGGGCUCAUUUCAAAAAGGCCGUCUGAGAAGGUUGCCGUACGCCUGAAACAGAAGCCAUCACUGCGUUUGCUGGUUAACCAACCAGUUUUUCUGCAGCGCCCACUGGGAAAACUGUACUGUAUUAUCCAGCUGUUCACACUAUGCAGCCCCUGAAACACUACAGAUGUAGUUUGUAUUGAAGUGCAAUAGUUUCCACCUAGAAAAAGACUUGACCUGAAGACAUCUGUGUGGCUUUUCUUUGGAAGUGGGGAAUAAGCUGCAGUCUUUUCAGAAAGAAACGAGUUUCAACCGAAGGCCAUCGACGUUCAGACACUUUGCUAAUAAAAUGAUCCAGUGUUUAGUGGCAAGACUUCAAAUUCCCAGAAAUAUAGGAGCCAAAAAUGAAGUUGAAUUACUGGUUAGCCUGAUCUUAAAGGGAACACUGACUGUUAAGACACGUCUGUGUGGCCUACAUGUCCAAUGCUUUAAAAAUAUGUUGGAUAAACUGAGCAAAAUACUUGGUAAAUUUCUUAAAAUAGUAAUAAUCUCUACUAGUGAGUUGACGUUUUUGUUGCAGCAUCAAACGAUUGUGCUCUGUUGAGCGAGAAACAAGCUGAAUAUCUCAUUUAACUGAAAUAUAUCAUUAAGCCUUUCCAACUUUAGCUAGAGCGCAUCGUUUUCCUGGAGUGGCAACACUUUACAUUAAUUAAAUGAUAAAUAUAUAUUAAGUAAUGAAAUACUCAUUAUUUAUAUAUUAAUUAACUACUCAUUAAGCAUAAGUUACUGAUUAAGUACUCAGUACUUAGUGAGUACACUGUUAACUGAUAGUUUAGAUUGUCCUUAUUUCACAGCUUAAUUACUCAACAACUGUACUAACUGCUGCUUACUGAACUGUUAAUGAGCGAACUAUGUUUACUCAAAUAACAUGAGAACUAAAGUACUUUUGUGUUAAGGACUUAACAGACUAAAUGUUAAUUGAUGAUGUACGCAUAUUGUCCGUUUAAGGACACUUAAACGAAUAGAGAGAAAUUAAGAUGUCUGUAACGUGUCAAGCCUUAAUUGUAGAGUUCACAGUAUAGUAACGAGAAUAAUCACUUAACUGGGAAGGAAACAAAGUGCCAGUUAAUUACAUUAAAUCACCAGAUUAAUUAACAGAUAAUUAAUGGGUUGUUAGUUCUGAUGUUACGUUUUUAUAUCAGUAAACGCCCUUAUCAGCUCGUUAACAGUUUAAUAAGCGGCAGUUAGUACACAGUUAAUGAGUAAUUGAGCUGAGCUAAAGAUAAAAGAGAGUUUAGUUUAUUAGUACUCCAUUUUAUUGAUUAAUUAUUUAUUAGUAUUUAAUAGGAUUGGACUUGUACACCAUUUUAAGGCAUACAAGUCUUAACAGUCAGGUUUCCCUUUAAAUCAGUGCUCGUAGUCCAGGAGCUGUAUUACAGAAAACACCUAUCUAUUUGUCUUAAGAUCUGACGGGUCAAGAUAAGAUUUUUCACGAAUUCGCAUUACAGAAACGAAUCUUAAUUUAGGAAUCUUAUCUUACAGCAUCUUAUCUCACGUUAGUAAAUCCUAAACUAGUUGAUUGAAGUCGACAAUCAACUGUCAUGUCUGUUACCUAGCAACCAACCGUACGCACACAGCUGAAAUGUAAACACGUAAUCAAAAUAACGUUAAAAUUUUAGUUAGCUGGACAGCCGCCAAAACCGAUGA
Colossoma macropomum (tambaqui) is the source of this 8127-nucleotide messenger RNA. RefSeq names its product TAO kinase 2b (gene taok2b). The record is from RefSeq and is a predicted model, not a curated record. Gene Ontology annotation, biological process: protein phosphorylation. Gene Ontology annotation, molecular function: protein kinase activity; ATP binding. Bases 513 to 4334 code for a protein of 1273 amino acids. The transcript is spliced from 16 exons. Lineage: Eukaryota; Metazoa; Chordata; Actinopteri; Characiformes; Serrasalmidae.